GGGAGGGGGGGCGGGUGUGUGAAGGAGAGAUGGGCAUGUCUCACAGCGAUGAACUUGGAGACUAUUUUGCUCAGUUUGGGACUGUAAGAAAAUGCAUGUUGCCAUUUUAUAAAGAAACAGGAUUUCACAAAGGCUUUUGCUUGGUUGGAUUCUCUUCAGAAGAAGGCCUUCACAAUGCAUUACAGAAGGAAUCCCACAUCCUAGAAGGAGUCAAGCUCCAAAUUCAGCGUCAGAAACCCAGAAGUUUUCGAAGUCAGUAUGCAAAUGAAGAAAUAGCUGACAUGAGUUAGCAGCAGCAGGAGACUUUAUUUUAGACUUUCUUUACAUGUUAAUGAAAUAAACAUUACUGGGGGGGGUGGAGAAUCAUUCCUCCUUCCGCCCUCCCCACCAGAAGUUGCUUGUAGGUAACAAGACAGCAACAUAAGCAUGUAAUAAUCUAU
Molecule: messenger RNA, 440 nt
Organism: Dermochelys coriacea (leatherback sea turtle)
Lineage: Eukaryota; Metazoa; Chordata; Testudines; Dermochelyidae
Product: SRA stem-loop-interacting RNA-binding protein, mitochondrial-like
Exons: 1
Coding region: 30-290 (86 amino acids)
Molecular function (GO): RNA binding
Source: RefSeq, a predicted model, not a curated record